Fusarium falciforme is the source of this 1473-nucleotide messenger RNA. RefSeq lists its product as hypothetical. The record is from RefSeq and is a predicted model, not a curated record. Bases 1 to 1473 code for a protein of 490 amino acids. Gene Ontology annotation, molecular function: transmembrane transporter activity. The transcript has 4 exons. NCBI's taxonomy places the organism in Eukaryota, Fungi, Ascomycota, Sordariomycetes, Hypocreales, Nectriaceae. Gene Ontology annotation, biological process: transmembrane transport. Gene Ontology annotation, cellular component: membrane.
AUGAACACCAAGCCGAUAGAUCAAAAUACCACCAAGAGUGGACCAUGUGAUAAACACGCUGGCCUUGAUACAGACGACCAAAUCUUGGCACACCUCGGCCAUGAGCAGGAACUCCGCCGCGAGUUCUCUGUCUUUACACUGGUUGCUCUUUGUUCCUGCCUCAUGGCGAGCUGGGAAGCCCUGGCAACCGUAAUCGCUACUGCUCUCACAAACGGUGGACCGCCAUGGCAGUAUCACUGGGUAGCGGCCCUCAGCAUGUCCUCGAGGAGAUCUGCACCUGCUUUCACGACUGGCUGGAUUUCUGUUGGUGGGCAGCUUGUCUUUUCAGCAUCCGCCGCAUUCGCGGCUGGGCUUCAGAUCCAAGGAUUGAUAGUCCUGAACGACAGUGAUUAUAUGCCAUCUCGAUGGCAAGGCAUGCUCCUCUACUGGGCAGUAUUGGCAUACUCUUGCGUCACGAAUGUGUGGGGGAUCAAGUCAUUACCUCAUACCAACAUGUCAGCUGGAGUCAUUCAUGUCGUCGCGUUCAUCGGCACGGUUAUCGUGCUCUUGGUCCUCUCGGACAAGAAUCCUUCCUCGUUCGUCUUUGCCAACUUCCAGAACAGCAGCGGCUGGGCGAACGAUGGCGUGUCAUGGCUGGUGGGUUUGUUGAGUGCCGUCUAUCCGUUUCUAGGGUACGACGCAGCUUGCCAUAUGGCGGAGGAGCUACCUUUAGCCAGUCGAAACGUGCCCCUGGCUAUGAUGGGGACUGUGUUGAUCAACGGGAUCAUGGGCCUGGUCUACUGCAUUGUGAUCCUGUACUCGACUGGAUCUCUCGAAUCUCUUCUGGCCACGCCAACUGGCUUCCCGUUCAUGCAGAUCUAUCUUACAGCCACAAAAUCUCGAGUUGGAGGCACGAUCCUUUCCGUCAUGAUACCCAUCAUCGCAGCAGCUGCCAGUGCUGCUGGCCUCACGUCGACUUCAAGAACGCUCUGGGCCUUUGCCCGUGACAAGGCAACACCCUUCGAUCGGUACCUUAGCAAAGUGGACAAAAGGCUCCAGAUCCCCGCGAAUGCCGUGUUUGUCACAGCAGCCAUCCAGGCUGCCCUGGGACUAAUCUAUCUCGGCAGCGCCACCGCUUUCAAUGCAUUGCUCUCCAUGGCUGUCAUCGGCAUGUAUCUAUCAUACCUGCUACCGAUACUUUACAUGAUAGGCUAUGGCCGACGGCCUGAUAUGAACAAGGUCGACCGAUAUUUCAGGCUUCCAAACUCCCUGGGUAUGGUGGUGAAUCUCGUCUCAUGUGCUUGGAUUGUUCUGGUCAUCAUUUUCAGCACGUUCCCCCCGGUUCUACCAGUCACGGCUCAAACGAUGAAUUACUCUUCUGUAGUUUUCACUGGCUGGCUUCUAUUUGGCGCUGUAUACUACUGGCUGUAUGGGAGGCACAAGUUUGAGGUUCCAAUGUCAGAUGUGUUGAUCAUCUCGGCGGUUGAGGGUUGA